Messenger RNA from Brassica rapa (field mustard), 3678 nucleotides. RefSeq lists its product as uncharacterized. NCBI's taxonomy places the organism in Eukaryota, Viridiplantae, Streptophyta, Magnoliopsida, Brassicales, Brassicaceae. The record is from RefSeq and is a predicted model, not a curated record.
AUGUAAUAGACUUUCAAUUUUUUUAGCAACAUAAGCCCAUUAUUUUUUUUUCUAACUUACUACUAUCCAUGUUUCCAAACAAUAAUAUUUUUUCACUACUAUACAUAUUGCCAAACAAUCCCAUUUUGUACUUGAGUUUUAAUAAGAUAGAUGGAAUUGGACAAACUUGAUAUGCGUUAAAACAAAAACAAAAUCUGCGCGGUUGCGCGGGUCAUGAUCUAGUAAUUUUAAUGAUUAUAAGAGGGGGUUAGUGGGAGAUGAAUUUAGGUAGAGUUGAUUGAUUUUAAGAAUCAAGAUAUUUGUUAAAAUUAUAAAAAAGUUUUAAUGAAUUUUUCAUAUUUAAGAAGUCCAUGAAACUAUUUUACUACAAUGAUUUUGAGAAUCAUGAGUAUAUAUGCAAUAUUUUGAAAGUCUUUUUUUAAGAGUUAAAAUCUUAAGAAUCCAAAAUUCUAAUAACAUUAGAUUUUGAUAGAAUUAAGAAUCCUUCAAAUCCAAUUUUUUUUGAAUUACAAUGGAUUCUAUAUGUUAUUAAAAAAUCAUCAAACUAAAUAAUACUUGAUUUUAUAAGAAUGUUAGAAUCUAUUAGCCAAUAAUUAUAGACUUUUAAAAUUCUAACAAUCGUUAUAAAUAUAGAGUAACACCUCCUAAAUCUACGUAUACAAUGAUCCUGAUUUGUUUUGUCAGCUUCCCAUCUAUUUUCAAUGGUCCUGAUUUGGUUGUGAUAUAAAAAACGUUUACACAACCGAUUUAGACUGUUCAUAUUUUACAUAACAGAAGUUUGAGAUUUCCAAACAACUUCCCCCCCCCCCCCCCCCUCCCCACAAGAAAAAAAAAAAAAAAAAAUUUAAAAAUAGAAGAAAAAAUGGUCGGUCGCGGUAGUAUUUACGAGUUACGAAGUUGGAUGUAUUUGCACAAGAUUCCGACGGGAGAGUGACGAAUGCAUUUCUGAACGGGCUAGAGACAUUCAUGCACCAGGCGGGCUGUACACCGAUCACGCAGGAAAGCGGUAAGAUGUUCUGCCCCUGUCAAAAAUGCAAGAAUUCGAAAUUUGCACGUAGUGAAACUGUAUGGAAUCAUUUAGUAAACAGAAGAUUUACACCACAGUACUACAUUUGGUAUCAACAUGGAGAGGGUUAUGGGGAAAAUGAAGCUAGUAGUAGUAAUGCUAAUUUUGAGGAUGUUCAUCAUAAUGAAGAACCGAAUCAUGUGCAUUAUGAAUAUAAUUAUCAUCAAGAGGAGCAGAUGGUAGAUCAUGAUAGGGUUCAAGAUAUGAUUAGUGAUGCAUUUUUAGAAACAACUACAACAAUAGCUGAUGGAACUGGAAAUGUAGAAGAACCUAAUUUGGAUACAAAAAGGUUUUAUGAAAUGCUAGAUGCUGCAAAUCAACCAAUCUACACUGGUUGUAGAGAAGGUCUCUCUAAAUUGUCUCUAGCAGCUAGGAUGAUGAAUAUUAAAACGGAUCAUAAUUUACCUGAGAAUUGCAUGGAUGCAUGGCCGGAGUUGUUUAAAGAGUAUUUGCCAGAAGACAACGUGUCUGCUGAAUCUUAUUAUGAGAUUCAGAAAUUGGUUUAUAGUCAUGGGUUACCCUCGGAGAUGAUUGAUGUUUGCAUCGACAACUGCAUGAUCUACUGGAAGGAAGAUGACAAGUUAGAAGAGUGUUGAUUCUGCAAAAACCACGAUUCAAACCGCAAGGCCGUGGGAGGAAUAAGGUACCGUACCAAAUGAUGUGGUACCUACCAAUUACAGACAUAUUGAAAAGAUUAUAUCAAUCUGAGAGGACUGCUGCAUCGAUGAGGUGGCAUGCCGAACAUGUCCAGAGAGAUGGUGAGGUUGCACAUCCAUCAGACGCAAGAGCGUGGAAACAUUUCAACAAGGUACACGCAGAUUUUGCUACAAAUAUUCGGAAUGUCUAUCUUGGGUUAUGCACCGAUGGAUUUAGUCCAUUUGGAAUGUCUGGUAGACAAUAUUCUUUGUGGCCAGUCAUUCUUACGCCGUACAAUUUACCGCCGGAUAUGUGCAUGGAACAAGAAUUUCUAUUUUUGACCAUAUUAAUCCCAGGGCCGAAGCAUCCAAAACGGUCUCUUGAUGUUUUUCUUCAACCGUUGAUAGAAGAGCUAAAGCAAUUGUGGUCAGAAGGGGUGAGGACGUACGAUUGUUCCUUGAAAAACAAUUUUACGAUGCGAGCAGUUCUGAUGUGGACGAUAAGUGAUUUCCCUGCUUAUGGGAUGUUGUCUGGCUGGACAACACAUGGAAGAUUAUCUUGUCCGUAUUGUCUUGGAUCCACGGAUGCUUUUCAACUGAAGAAUGGUAGGAAGAGUUGUUGGUUUGAUUGUCAUCGUCGCUUUCUUCCACAUGUCCAUCCGUACAGAAGAAAUAAGACACUGUUUCGACACAAAAAAAUUGUCAGAGACAGUCCUCCUCCAUAUCUCACCGGCCAGCAGAUCGAAGCGGACAUUGAUUAUUACGGAGCUCAGAAAACAGUUAAGGUUGGAGGAAAUUGGCAUGUUCCUGGAAAUAUGCCUGAUGGGUAUGGUGUCUCUCACAAUUGGCAUAAGAAGAGUAUAUUUUGGGAGCUACCCUAUUGGAAGGAUCUUCUCUUACGCCACAAUCUGGAUGUCAUGCAUAUCGAGAAGAACUUUUUUGAGAACAUCAUGAAUACAUUACUUAACGUCCCUGGGAAGACAAAAGAUAACAAAAAGUCAAGGAUGGACUUACCUGAUAUUUGCUCAAGAAGUGAGUUACAUAUCAAGAGCAAUGGAAACGUUCCUGUUCCCAUCUUCCGGUUGUCAUCAGCAGCCAAAACAACCUUGUUUGACUGGGUUGCAUCGGAAGUUAAGUUUCCUGAUGGUUAUGUUUCAAAUAUGUCAAGAUGUAUUGAACGAGGUCAAAAGUUCUCCGGAAUUAAAAGUCAUGAUUGUCAUGUGUUUAUGCAACGACUGCUUCCAUUUGCUUUUGCCGAGCUCCUUCCAGCAAAUGUCCACGAACCACUUGCAGGUAAUUAUAAAUUUAUAUAUAUACAUAUGUUAUGAAAUGUUAUUAAUUUGAUUCCUUUUGAAAUAUACAGCCAUCGGAGCAUUUUUCAGAGAUCUUAGCACACGUACGUUCAAAGAAGAAGUCAUCGAACAACUUCAUCAGAACAUUCCGAUCAUAUUGUGCAACCUGGAGAAGAUAUUUCCUCCUUUAUUUUUUGACGUCAUGGAGCAUCUAGUUGUCCACCUACCGUAUGAAGCAUUGCUUCGUAGACCUGUUCACAACGGAUGGAUGUAUCCGUAUGAGCGACAGAUGAAACAUUUGAAGGGGAAAGCAAGAAAUCUUGCAAAGGUAGAAGGUUCAAUAGUUGCAGGGAGUUUGACAGCCGAAACAUCUAACUUCACAUCAUACUACUUUGCUCCAACUGUUCGUACGAGAAAAAGAGUUCCUAGUCGGCGGUUGGAGCAAAGUUCACAUCAUACUACUUUGCUCCAACCGCCGACAUCAUAUCCAAUUGAUGGUGUUCCUGACAUUUUCUGCGAAAUUGGACGGUUUGGUGGUAAAACAAAAGAAGUAUGGUGGUCAUGUGAAGAAGAUAAACAUAGUGCCCACACUUAUAUUCUGCUCAACUGCGAGGAUGCAAUGACCCGUUACUUUGAAAGGAUGUUUGUAUCUCAAGUUGAAGAAGCAAUACCAGGAAUAUCUGCA